Messenger RNA from Nothobranchius furzeri (turquoise killifish), 1611 nucleotides. It is a transcript of the gene h3f3c, whose product is annotated as H3 histone, family 3C. Gene Ontology annotation, cellular component: nucleosome; nucleus. NCBI's taxonomy places the organism in Eukaryota, Metazoa, Chordata, Actinopteri, Cyprinodontiformes, Nothobranchiidae. The record is from RefSeq and is a predicted model, not a curated record. Gene Ontology annotation, molecular function: structural constituent of chromatin; DNA binding; protein heterodimerization activity.
GCUUCCCGGCGCGCGCGCGCGCGCGCACACAGCUGACUGACCCUGGCGCCAUUUUGCCUCCGCUCUGCUUCCAUUGUGUGAGACAUAGUAAAUAUCUGACACACAACCACAACACACUUGUAUCGGAGCGAAGCAAAACAGGAAAACUCACCCCAGGUGAUACGCUGACAUCAUGGCUCGUACCAAGCAGACGGCUCGUAAGUCCACUGGAGGAAAAGCUCCACGCAAGCAGCUGGCCACCAAAGCAGCUCGCAAGAGCGCCCCGUCCACCGGAGGGGUAAAGAAGCCCCAUCGUUACAGACCUGGUACUGUUGCUCUGAGAGAGAUCCGCCGGUACCAGAAGUCCACUGAGUUGCUGAUCCGUAAGCUGCCCUUCCAGCGCCUGGUGAGGGAGAUCGCUCAGGACUUCAAGACAGACCUGCGUUUCCAGAGCGCCGCCAUCGGAGCUCUGCAGGAGGCUAGUGAGGCGUACCUGGUGGGUCUGUUUGAGGACACUAACCUGUGUGCUAUCCACGCCAAGCGUGUCACCAUCAUGCCCAAAGACAUCCAGCUGGCACGCCGCAUCCGCGGGGAGCGUGCUUAAGCGCCCGUAUUCUGUCUCACUGCGGUCUUGUUUUUCUUUCCUUGUCCUGCCCUCACACAUCCCCCCCCACGCCCCCAGUCUCUCAGUAGACAUUAGGGCAGGGGUGGGCCACUCUGACCCUGGAGAUCUCCCAUCCCUGUUUUAGUUGUUUCUGUGCUCCUAAACACCUGAAUCAACAGGUGAAUCAGGCGUUUUGGAGCUGAGAAACUGCUAAAUCAUGCUGGCUAGGGGCCCUUGAGGGCCGGGGUGGCCCACCCCUGCAGUAGGGUAACUCUGAUUAUGAACGUAUAGAAAAAUGUUGACGUCUGUCUCUGAUAAAAUUUUUUGUCUUCAUCAGAUGUUUUUAGGGUACCCUUUUCUGCAUGUAAGGAGUUUUACUGAUCAGAUGGACAUGUGCACUCAUACUCUGGGUUUGGGUGUGUCACUAACAGCUGAAGCACAGGGCCAAGGGGCUAGUCUGCUUAAGGGGAGCUGCAACUUCCACAGCAGGGUGCUAUUAAAACUAGUCUCGAGGCCCGUGUCUCUGAGCACCCCCGAUCCUGCCCAGCAUGGCCCCGCCCUCACCUGGAACAAGCCUGGGGAGCAGAUGGACUGAUGUUCUGCUUGUGUGGACCUGUCAUUUGUUUAAAGUUGUAGAUUUGGUGUGUAAGUUUUUACAUCUCACAGAGAAGCGUCCUUUCUGUUUUCACGUACUACAUUAUCCGAAUGAAGAGUAAUAAAACAGCUGAUGGUUCUAAGCAGAGACCAGACUAUGAUUCUAAUGGCCGCCACAUGGGGGCGCCAGCUGAUCGUGCUGCUGGUGGUAUAGUGGAUGCCUCUGCAUGUAAAGGGUCUGUGUGUCUCUGUAGAUCUGAGCAUUUAAAAUGUCCCUUUCUUGGAAUUUGUGAUACAGAAUAUAACCUCAUUCUCUUUUCUUUUAUAUUUUUUCUUAUUGCUCGAGAUUUUCAGACGUAUAAAUAAGCUGAUCUUUGUAUUUUCCAAAUUUCUCAUAAUAUGGUGGUAAUAAAUAGAUGUUAGAACAAGUAAAA